Molecule: messenger RNA, 542 nt
Organism: Camelina sativa (false flax)
Lineage: Eukaryota; Viridiplantae; Streptophyta; Magnoliopsida; Brassicales; Brassicaceae
Source: RefSeq, a predicted model, not a curated record
AAAAAAUAAUUAUUUGCCUAUCUACCUAUGAGACGCCAAAAGAAUUAUUGCUCUCUCUAUAUAUAUAUAGUUAAAACUUUUUUUCCAAAAGAAUUAAACUUCAUCAAUCUCUCUUUUCCGAUCCCGAAGAUGAGACGUUCAUGGCCGACACGCCUCAUAUUCCUGAUGGUUCUCACGGUCGUCAUCGCCAUGAUUGCAGUAGCUUAUGGUUAUUCCUCUGUCUCAUCAUCAAAUCAUAAGUUCCCUCAUUACAAAUACAAAGCUCCAAGUCCUCCCACUACAUAUUCUCCUUACCGUUAUUUCUCGCCGCCUCCUGUUAUAGAUUCAGAUUCUGCAGCUUAUGAUCGAUGAUCGCAAGACGCAGUAUUUGAUAUAUAGCCGUCGUGGCCGACGCGGUUUAGCUGUAGGUUUGUUCGUAGGUGAUGAUGAGAAGGCAAAAUUUUUGUUUUAUUUUGACGUCCUUCAUUUUAUUAUUUUAGAAUUUUUUACGAAACAGAAUAUAACACCGCUUCAAAGCAAAUACAAUAAAAAGGUCAGAUACA